Molecule: messenger RNA, 4205 nt
Organism: Spirodela intermedia
Lineage: Eukaryota; Viridiplantae; Streptophyta; Magnoliopsida; Alismatales; Araceae
Source: the annotation of a GenBank genome assembly
AUGCGGACCAUCUGCGAUGUCUGCGAAAGCGCCCCUGCCGUCCUCUUCUGUGCAGCGGACGAGGCCGCCCUGUGCCAGUCUUGCGACGAUAAGGUGUCUUCAGCUUACUCCUUAACUCUCGUCUUUGAGAAACUUGCUGUGAAAUAGAUUUCUAUCCGGGCAUUAAUGCUAAUAGAUUGCAUGAAACCGUUUGUCCAUUGGUUUUUGGUAUGCACUUGCUUUGAUCGCGUUGUCAUAUGAAGCUUUCGGUCGCUAGAUAGUCGUGGUGUCGGCCCGAUUGAGUGGGUUUCCUGCGCUCAGAGUGAGUUUCUACGUGUGGUUUGCACAGAUUAUCCCACGAUAACUUUUGGUUGUACUGGCUCGCAAAAAUUCAAGGGGAGAUUGUUGGUUCAUCAUCCCUGAUUUGAGGAUCUAUUUUGUACAUUUAGAAAUUUGUAACAGAACCAGAGGUAGAUAAGAUAAGUUGAAAUGCAUCAGAAGCAGUUUGGUUCUGAUCCAGAAAAUUCUAGGGUUUAGUCCUCAUUGCAUUGUGUUGCGUCUGGUGUCUUGAAUCGAAUAAUGCUUGAAACUAUGCGUUCUUUUUCUGCCAUCACAUUGCACUUCAGACAGGGUAAGUUGGCGUCCUGACUUUUGAGCAGCACCAUAGUCUUUUGACCUUUCAGGGUUACAAAAAUAUGAAUAGGAUUACUUGCCUCGGGGAAAAGCCCUGGGUUUAACAACUACGCCUAUCUGAGAGUCUACCUACCAGCCACAAUGGAACAGCUGCCCCCAGUAGAUGAAACUGGAUUUAUCAGUAAAUCAGACGCAUUCUGGGAUCAUUAUUUCAUCACAUUGAAACUCAGAAUGGCAUUGAUUUCUCUUUCUUCUCUAAAUAUAAAUUUACAGAAUAUCAUCUGAUUUAAAUUGUCACUGUGUCUCAAAAAUAUGCAUCAGGGAUGAACGCUUUAUGAAAAAAGGGUCGAGGGCCUUGGUAAACUAGCUUCAUCUUUAAAAAUUUUUUACCAUUCAUAUUAGUGACAACACAUUAGAAAAUAUUCUAGAUGAUUCGGCUGAUUUUAUCUCGGACAUAUUUAUAGUCUGAGUUUCAAAAAUUAUCAGUACAAUUCUCCCUUCACAAAAGCUUAUAGUGUGAACAAGUUGCUUCCUCAUGCUUUUUUUUUUGCCUUCAACGAAUGAGAGUGAUAGUUCAAUCUACUUUCUCGUAUACUACCUUUCCACAGUGGGUAAAUAACUUGUUGAUUAUUAACGUGUGAUGAGCUUCAAUCGUGAUGGGAGGCGAUGUUGUGCUUGUAUGGUUCCAAGAACCAAUACAUAAUAGAGGGUAUUGGUGAGAAACUAUCUAUACACAUAGGGAUUUUUCCUAGUUAGUUGUGGAGCUUAUUUAUGCGGCACAUGAUGGAGAUUCAUAUAGCAUCCCAUACAGCAUGGAGACACGUGGUGCAAGAAAUGAGAGAUUGCAAUAGAUACGUGGGUUACAUGCCAACAUACAGAGUUUGGCAUGUCGACUGUUGUGUCUUGCCGACCCCAGCAUUUUUGGGGUCAAGCUUGUUGUAUGCCUGGUGAUGGGCUAAAUUUGAGGUUUAAGCUGGACAAAAUCUUAAUGAUACUCUUUCUUUUCCUCUUAAAAAAAUUAGAAUGAGGGAGAAACCAUAGAGAUACAUGCAUUUUAUAGCCCUCAAGUGUGACUGUGGGGGAGGGGAGUGAGAAAGAUUGUUGGAGGAUUGGUUGCCAUGAUGGUGUGUCAUUUAGGCACGUUUCAAACUUCACAUGGUCAUAAUUUGGAAUGAUGAAUUUUUUUGUAUCGCUGUUCUCCUUGAGCUGAAUUCAAUCUAACCUAGCCCCUAGCUCUCUGGUAUACCUCUACCAAUAAGGUCGAUAUAUGAAAAACUUGGAUGCAUACAUAAUUAUGGAUUUAUAUCCCCUUUUUCUUUAUACUGCCAACUGAUAAUCAUUAGUUAUAUGCAUGAACAUGUAGAUAAUGAUACAAACUCAUGCCAAAUAUAUAUUUAUGUGCAUACACAUGUACAUGUGGAGAUAUAUGAUAUAGAUGCUACUAGAGUCGAUUCCUUGUUACUCAAAUUUCUUGUUCUUGAUGGGCAACAAAGUGCAACAUUUUUUGAAAAGAUUAAUCGAUUUCAUAUGAAAAAUACUAUUAUACCUUACUGGGACAUUGUUUUAUGCAAUCGAGGGUGAUGCUUUUUCUCUCAAGAUCUAAAGAUGUUGUGGAGAAAGAAAAAUGAGCUUAGAGGGCUUUCUCUAUCUCUUGAAUAGAGUAGUUGAGCACUUAUGAGCCUGAAUGAAUGAGUUUUGAAGUCUUUGAAAAUAUGUUAAAAAGUAACAAAAAUGAGCUUAAAAGUCUUGAGAAGAGUACUUGAGCACGUGAGGAGAGGUUUUCUAACUUCAGAAUUGAUGGAAUCGCUGCUUUUACCACAUGAAGGAAAAUACCGGUUGUGAAUAAUUCGUCCUCCAAUGGUUAAUUUUUCAGUCUUUUUCGGUUCCUAUCUCAGAAAAUGUCUAUGGAACAUUUUUAGGUGUUAACUCCUUCAAAUGUCAAGUGUAGACACUUGUCCGGUAGCUCUGUUAUGUAUCGACUCCUUAAUCUUCCAAUUGUCAACAAUCGUGCCUGGUAUAGCAAAUGCAAAAAUGCCAACUCAGAAGUUUUAUAAGGGGUCAACCCCUAGUGUCAACCCACUGUUUGCAAGGGUCACUCCUGUGUCUUCAAUUAUCUGUUUUCUCGUCAUCUUGACUCCUGUACUUGAUAAUUAUAGGCUCCAGUGAUAUCAUUUAAAUUUUUCAGCGAGUGUUGAAUCUUGAGCAGUAGAUAUCAACCCUUUUGAAAUUUAAAUUUUGUAAUUCUGUGUUGGCCUUUUAUGAUUUGCUUUUCUAUUUAUUUGCUGAUGCUUAUUUGCUUUAAUAAUCCUUUUACGACGGACUGAGUCAAUAGUCAAAUGUCUUGGUACCUCCUCAUCGGAGGAUCAAGCAACAUUACUUUGAAUCAGAGCUUUUGAUCUUUUCUUAUCCUUUGCCUCAAUAAUAUCCUGAGGUUUGCAAUAAUAACUUGGUAUAGCUACCAUACAAACUUUCUCCACGUGACUUUGAAAACUGGUUAGUUUGAUAGGGUUUCAGGUGAAGAAAUAUCUUGAUACAUGAAAAUGAUUUCAAUAGAACCUUUUGAGCUAUUGAUUCUUCCCUCUUUUCAUGAAGUCCAUCGGUGGAUUUAAAAAAAUGAUGAAAAUCAUUCAUCAUAUUCUAAAACCAUUAUCCCAUGUGAUUUGGGUCAUCAUUAUACAGUAAAGCAUGGAUAUUAAGAAAUGGGUUUUUUAUGGCUUGUAGUCAACGAUGAUGAUGGAUAUGAGACAAUGGAUGACAUCAAUGUAGAUCUUCUGGGAAGGAUCACAAGUGCCUAAAAGUGUACUUGUGUAGUGGCAUUAUCUGCCAUGAAAAUAAAAAGAAAGAAAAUAUGAUCCAAGUAUAAAUCAAAAGAAUAAUCUAAUAUGACGCCAAUGAAGGCUAAAAUGAUGCAGAUAGGAAAAUGAUGUCAACUGUAUCAGCACUACUAAUAAGAUUUUUUAUUUAUUUAUUUUUACUAAACUCAGAUCUCUCAAUUUUAAUAUAUUUUUGAACUUUGGAUCCUCUUUGGGGAAGAACUAACAGUAAUGCCCUGGACUGAUGAUAAUUGGAGAGUUUGAUGCAGCCAAUCUUUUGAACCUUUUCACUGAUUAUCAUCAUUGCACACAUAAAACUGUCUCAUGGUGUAUAACUAGAAUUAACUAGAAUCAUCGACAUUGCGCCAUUUAUGCCAUAAACCAUAUAUAUAUAUAUAUAACUUCAACGUAUUAAUAUCGUUUUUAAUGCAAUCAAGUGCUUAUUUCUUUUAUUUUUUCGGAUUUCAGGUCCACAUGUGCAACAAGCUUGCAAACCGGCACGUCCGCGUAAGGCUUGCUGACCCCAGUGACGUCCCCCUCUGUGACAUAUGCGAGAAUUCUCCCGGUAAUGACCGAAGGGAAGGAAGCCCAAAUCAUUGCUAUAUUUAGUCAUAGUCUGGAGUGCUCAGCACCUCUGAUGUGAUUGGAACAGCAUUCUUUUACUGCGAGAUAGAUGGAAGCUCCCUCUGCCUGCAGUGCGACAUGACUGUCCAUGUCGGCGGCAAGCAGACGCAUGCCCGGUACCUUCUCCUGAGGCAGAGAGUUGAGGUCAGCUCCUGA